GUAACGCUGGGCGUGGGUGUGUGGGAAAGGCGGGGCUGCGGGUAAUCAGCCCCAGGAUUGGUUAUCUGCAGCAGUGCCCGUGGGGCUACCUGGGGCCGUGCGCCCGCGACACCCAGUGCCCGCUGCCUAGACUGGGCCCCCGACCGCCGCCGCCCAGAUGCUCAAUUCCUAACGCGCCCGGCGAAGCGGGGUCACCUGCAUCACAGCCUGCGGAAAUAGAUCUUGUUCCUCUUCUUUGUAUUAUCUUCUUCAUAACUACAAAUCAUGGGGGAUAAAGAUAAAACAAUUGAAUGUCAAGAUUCAGAACCAUCCACAGGGAUGAAUCAUACAACUUCUGUGUAUCAAGAAACACAGGAAGAGACGGUCAUGAACCUUAAAGGUACAGAUGGAAAUGAACCAACAGAAGGAAGCAACCUGUUACACAGCAGUGAAAAAAAGCUACAAGAAAUACCAACUGAAUCAAGUGGUUUGCAGAGGCUGAGACAGAUAUUGGCUUGCCCUCCACAUGGUUUACUGGACAGAAUCAUAACAAAUGUUACCAUGGUUGUUCUUCUGUGGGCAGCAGUUUGGUCAGUUACUGGCAGUGAAUGUCUUCCUGGAGGAAACUUAUUUGGAAUUAUAAUCCUAUUCUAUUCUACCAUCAUUGGAGGUAAACUUUUUGGGCUCAUUAAGUUACCAACACUGCCUCCUCUUCCUCCUCUUCUUGGCAUGCUGCUUGCUGGAUUUCUCCUCAGAAAUAUUCCAGUCAUCAGUGAUAAUGUACAGAUCAAGCACAAGUGGUCCUCCUCUCUGAGAAGCAUAGCCCUAUCUAUUAUACUGGUUCGUGCUGGCCUUGGUCUAGAUUCAAAGGCACUGAAGAAGUUGAAGGGUGUGUGUGUACGACUGUCCAUGGGUCCCUGUCUCGUGGAGGCAUGCACAUCUGCUCUUCUUGCCCACUUCCUAAUGGGUUUACCAUGGCAGUGGGGAUUUAUACUGGGUUUUGUCCUAGGAGCCGUGUCUCCAGCUGUCGUGGUGCCGUCCAUGCUCCUUUUGCAGGCAGGAGGCUAUGGUGUUGAGAAGGGGGUCCCGACCCUACUCAUGGCUGCUGGCAGCUUCGAUGACAUUCUGGCCAUCACCGGCUUCAACACAUGCUUGGGCAUGGCCUUUUCCACAGGCUCCACAGUUUUUAAUGUCCUCAGAGGUAUCUUGGAGGUGGUAAUUGGUGUGGCAACUGGAUCUCUUCUUGGAUUUUUUAAUCAGUAUUUUCCAAGCAGUGACCAGGACAAGCUUGUGUGGAAGAGGGCAUUCCUGGUUUUGGGGUUCUCUGUGCUAGCUGUGUUCAGCAGUGUGAACUUUGGAUUUCCUGGAUCAGGAGGACUGUGCACAUUGGUCAUGGCUUUCCUUGCAGGCAUGGGAUGGAGCAACAAAAAGGCAGAGGUUGAAAAGAUAAUUGCAGUUGCCUGGGACAUUUUUCAGCCACUUCUUUUUGGACUGAUUGGAGCAGAGGUAUCUAUUGCGUCUCUCAGACCGGAAACUGUUGGCCUUUGUGUUGCCACCUUGGGCAUUGCAGUAUUGAUAAGAAUUUUGACUACAUUUCUGAUGGUGUGUUUUGCUGGUUUUAACAUAAAGGAAAAGAUAUUUAUUUCUUUUGCAUGGCUUCCGAAGGCCACAGUCCAGGCUGCAAUAGGAUCUGUGGCUUUGGACACAGCAAGAUCACAUGGAGAGAAAGAGUUGGAAGAAUAUGGAAUGGAUGUGUUGACAGUGGCGUUUUUGUCCAUCCUCAUCACAGCCCCAAUUGGAAGUCUACUUAUUGGUUUGCUUGGUCCCAAGCUUCUCCAGAAAUUUGAACAUCAAAAUCAAGAUGAGGUUCAAGGAGAGACUUUUCAACCAGUUUAGAGGAAGCUUGGGAAUUCCAUUAGAGGAACUUGAUGGACCACUGUGUGUACACAAACCCCAAAGCUUCUGGACCCACCUUCAACCAAAAUGGAUUUCAUUUAAAAAUUUCCUCAUAAGAUUUCAUGAGCAAAAAAUAAAAAGGUUUUAUUUUGA
Messenger RNA from Marmota flaviventris (yellow-bellied marmot), 2028 nucleotides. It is a transcript of the gene Slc9b2, whose product is annotated as solute carrier family 9 member B2. NCBI's taxonomy places the organism in Eukaryota, Metazoa, Chordata, Mammalia, Rodentia, Sciuridae. Gene Ontology annotation, biological process: proton transmembrane transport. Gene Ontology annotation, cellular component: membrane. Gene Ontology annotation, molecular function: antiporter activity. The record is from RefSeq and is a predicted model, not a curated record.